AUGCCUCUUGCCGCAUACACCUGUCUCCUCUGGCUGUUAACCAACGGCCUCUGGACCACUCAGGCUGAAGACCCCUCAGAUGACGGCAUCUAUACCAGGAGCCCGCACCGGGGCCUGGCUCCAGCCAAUGUAGACUUCGCCUUCAGCCUCUUUCGGCAGCUCGUGGCCUCAGCUCCAGACAAGAACAUGUUCAUCUCCCCCGUGAGCAUCUCCAUGGCCUUGGCCAUGCUGUCCUUGGGUGCCUCUGGCCACACCCGGACCCAGCUUCUCCAGGGCCUGGGCUUUAACCUCACGGAGAUCCCUGAGGCUGAAAUCCUCCAGGGCUUCCAGCACCUGCACCGUCUCCUUGGGGAGUUGGGUACCAGCUUGGACAUGACCCUGGGCAAUGCCUUGUUCUUUGACCACCGCCUGGAGCUGCUGGAGUCAUUCUCAGUGGAUAUCAAGCGUUACUAUGAGUCCAAGUCCUUGGCCACAGAUUUCCAGGACUGGGACGGAGCCAGCAGGCAGAUCAACAAGUACAUAGAGAAUAAGACACAGGGGAAGAUUGUGCACGUAUUCUCGGGCGUGGAGAGCCCUGCCACCCUCAUUCUGGUCAACUACAUCUUCUUCAAAGGCACAUGGGCACACUCUUUUGACCCAGAAGGCACCAGGGAAAAGAACUUUUAUGUGAACGAGACGACCACAGUAUUGGUGCCCAUGAUGUUCCAGUCCAGCGUCAUCAAAUACCUGCACGACUCAGUGCUGCCCUGCCGGCUGGUCCAGCUGGACUACAUGGGCAACGGCACUGCAUUCUUCAUCCUUCCUGAUGAAGGCAAGAUGGACACGGUGAUCGCUGCCCUGAGCCGGGACACCAUUCAGCGGUGGUCCAACUUCUUGACCAGCAGCUGGGUGCACCUGUACAUCCCGAAGGUCUCCAUCACCGGGGACCAUAAGUUCAGAGGUGUGCUGGCGGCCAUGGGCAUCUCAGACCUGUUCACCAACCAGGCGAAUUUCUCCAACCUUGCCCAGGAGGCCCAGCUGAAGGUAUCAGAGGUGGUCCAUAAAGCUGUUCUACAACUGGACGAGAAGGGAGCGGAGGCUGCUGUCAGCCCUGGAAGGACUCUGCAGCUGGUGUCUGAACCCCUCACCAUCAGUUUCAACCGGCCCUUCCUCAUCAUGAUCUUCGACCACUUCACCUGGAGUAGCCUGUUCCUGGGCAAGAUUGUGAGCCCAGCCUAAGGAUGGGCCCAGCCUGGGGCCACUGCUCCGUCUGACUUUGGACACCUGCAGGAGUAGGUUUCUGCCGAUUUCUCUCAGUUCUCCUCCCACAAGCCAGAGUUGCCCACCUCUGUGCAUCUUG
This is a messenger RNA of Ochotona princeps (American pika), 1339 nucleotides long. RefSeq names its product corticosteroid-binding globulin. NCBI's taxonomy places the organism in Eukaryota, Metazoa, Chordata, Mammalia, Lagomorpha, Ochotonidae. Gene Ontology annotation, biological process: negative regulation of endopeptidase activity. Gene Ontology annotation, molecular function: serine-type endopeptidase inhibitor activity. The coding region runs from base 1 to 1218 and encodes 405 amino acids. The transcript has 4 exons. The record is from RefSeq and is a predicted model, not a curated record.